AUGAAAGUAACCAAUAAUGUAAAAAGAUCAAAUGUGAACAAAUGUUUUGUUUCUUUUUCAUCAAAUGCCAACAGCGACAUCAUCACAAGAGACCUGAAGGAUGAUAUUAAAACACUUGAAAAUAUACGACAUAUACAUGGUAAUACCCAAAAAAUGAUUGAUUUUAUUUCCUCGUCAAAACGAAAAGUCUGUAUGGUCAUUAUAGAUUAUGCUGGUCUCUCCACUGAUCCGGUAAACAUUCAAGAAUUUAUAAGAAAUAACGAUGCAAUGGAAAAACUAAUAGUUGACUGUUUUCCUUAUACUUGUGAUGCAGUAGAAUUUGAAAGAUGCUGUGUACUCAAUGAUAUCAGUACCUUAUCAGCCUUCAAUUGUAGAAAAACGCCUCGUCAAAGAUCAAAAGCAUAG
Molecule: messenger RNA, 405 nt
Organism: Mucor mucedo
Lineage: Eukaryota; Fungi; Mucoromycota; Mucoromycetes; Mucorales; Mucoraceae
Exons: 4
Coding region: 1-405 (134 amino acids)
Source: RefSeq, a predicted model, not a curated record